Molecule: messenger RNA, 3436 nt
Organism: Lytechinus pictus (painted urchin)
Lineage: Eukaryota; Metazoa; Echinodermata; Echinoidea; Temnopleuroida; Toxopneustidae
Exons: 6
Coding region: 181-1101 (306 amino acids)
Source: RefSeq, a predicted model, not a curated record
GUUCUAUAGGACUGGAUUAGAUUGGGAUCGUUGUUGGCCAUUACUGUCUUACACCUCGCUAGUUCAUCUACAGUCACCGGAAGCAACCAAUGUCAAGGUUUCUUGAGCAAUGCGAUACAGUGCGGCCAUAUUGGUACACCGACACUCGGCAACACGCGUUUGGUUGCCAAGCCAGAGGUAAUGACAUGGAUACCGGUCAAUCAGAAAACAGGAAAUCGUCACAUGGUGUGCUCAUACUCUGGUGCUGGUUCAAAGACACCAUUGGGAUCAUUCGGUAGACGUGAUGGGAGUACUACUCAUACUUGGCAGCAUGCAUCUACCAUCCCAUCUUUUGGGGGACAUCGCAACGAUCAAUCUACAGUCGAUUUCAAAGCCCGCUCUCCAACCGAUAUUCCCGCUAAUACCACCACAGCCCCUACGAGCCAGGAAGUCCCAUCAACAACCACUAAAAGCCGAUCAACCAAAGUUGUCACCCUUGGUACCACAGUUGUUGCCAAAUCAACAAAGAAGCAGCGUGGGCCAACUUCUGCACAAGCUGGCCUCUCGACACCUUUACCUGCUUCGGCCACUGUAGCUAACACACCUAAGGUGACAACCACGUGGGCUAGAAGCACCACGAAUGCCAGGAUUGCUACAUCUGAACCCGACAUCUCUGGAUGUAAAUACUCCACGAUCAACAAAGAUGCGAUUCAGUUCAAAUUCCCAGCUAUACUCGCUUUCCCUCUUCAUCUCGAUGUCUCCAUCAAAGGGCAAAAGUCUGCCAAAAUCUUCUUGACACAAGAUCGAUCUGAAGAACAAACACUCGCCUACUAUGAGAUCACUUUAGGUACUCUGUUUGAACAAGCCAGAGUGACAGUACAUCACUGUGAUUUGCCAGAGUCCUGCUCUCAGAUAGAAAAGGCUACCGGAUUCGGACUAUCCACGACCGAUUUCACUCGGAUUUGGGUGGAGUACGAAGCCAGAGGUCGGAUCCAAGUUGGACACUACGGACAACCAGCUAAACUAGACGUAACCGACACAGAUCCGAUUUCUAAUAUUGAAUACGUCGGAUUCUUUAACCGGCUUGUAGCAACUGAGUGGAUCUUUCACGACUACUGUUAAGAACGAAGUCAAUACCUAUAACAUAUUAUUAGUAAUCAAUGCGAAGAGGAGCUGGCAGUUAUGCUAAACAUAUCAAGAAUAAUUGUUUCUUGUAAAUUUUGAGUACUACUUCAAUCGCAGACCUUAACGUAAAAAUACUGAUACUGAAUGUAGUCUCUCCUUUGUUAUACGUGUACAUGCAUCUCGUGAUUAUGAUAUAUUUAUUUAAAAAAUAUGUAUUAAAAUAUCUUUAUACAUGAUAACAAGCUCAGAUUGUCUGUUUUUCAGCAUGGUCAUGUUAACGUAAAAUAACAAUAUAUACAUAUAAGAUAGAGUAACUUAGGUUGAAUACAAACAAUGAAUUCAAUACAUUAAAAAAAAAUCAGAAAAAUUACUAAUACAAAAAAAUUUCAACAUAACAUUUUUUUAGGAUUCUGCGAAAUGAGAAAGUUAUUAUAGACAACACAAUCACAGUAAAAUAUAGAUUAAAGUGUAUGAUAUCAUUGACACAUUAAAUCAUCAUAUAGAUAAUGACAUUUCAUUAAAGUAGAAAUUAAGGAAUAUAAUCAUCUUUGAGUAUAAUACAUUGGAUUUAAGUAGAAAAUUAUCGAAAUGAAUAUUGUUAGCAAAGUAUUGGAAACUUGUUUGCUUAGACUACGAAUUAUAUUAUAUAGACAAAUAGACAGCUUUAGUUAUAUCAGAUUGGAUUACCCAAAUCAUUAACACAAUCAAGAAGAGAAAAUAAGAGUAAAAUGAAAAAAAAAACAUACUAAUUAUCUAAAUAAAACGUCUUAUAAAUCAAUUUAAAUGUUUCGAUAGGAUAAAAUGGGGUAUGUCGUUACAUCGUUUGGCACCGGAAAAUCUAAAAGUUUGUUUGAAAAUUGAUAAGUGAACAUCGACUAUUUUCAUUUCUUGUAUGGUAAUUAUUUCGGUCACAGACCGUUUCGAUGUCAUUACAACGUUAGUGAAGGGCUAAUCCAUGUAUACAUUUACAAUUUUUUGUGGCAAGAAAGUAUUCUUUUCUUUCAUCAAUAUCAGUCCAAGGUUAUUUUCAAGUGUUUUAAGAUAAUAUUUUGAUCAGAGUCUCCAGUUAUGUAACGUGCAGCCAUUUUUUGUAAUCUAUGAAUUUUGUUUUUGUUUUUAUCAGUAGUAUUUCCCCAGACAGGUAAUAUAUAAUCGAUGCAUGGUUGUAUUAUAAAUUUAUAAAGGGUGUUCAAUAAAGAAGGACUUAAAUUGUCUUAAUUUUGCAAGGGAACGGAUUUUGAAUCCAAUGGAUUUGCAUAAGUUGUUGACGUGAAUGUCCCAUUUAAGAUUUUCAUGUAUUACAACGCCUAAAUAACGUAUUGAUUUAACUUGUUUAAUUUCAUUUCCAUCAACAAAUAUUUUCAUUAUUAUUGACAUCAUAAUAGAACAUUAAAAAAAGACACAACCUUUGAAAUGUGUAAUCCAUCCAGAAUAAAAUAGAGAUUACUUUGAGACAUGAGAUUUAGGCUGGUAAAAUCAUUCAUAAUAAUUCAAUCAUUCAAAGAAAAUCAAGAUUUAAACAAAAAAAUGUAUAUUAAUUUAGCACCUUAAGAAUUAAGAUAGAUAUUGGGCAAUAGUUCGCUUCUUCAUUCCUUGGACCUUUUCCCUUAUAGAUUGGAGUGGUUCUAGCCAAUUUCCAGUCUUCUGGUACAUCAUCACAUUGUAUACUUAAGUUAGAAAUUUGGGUUAAAGAUUGAUGAAUAUGUGGUGCUGCUAUUUGGAGUAAUCUUGAAUUAGCAUUGACACUUGAAUCUAUACAUAUAUUUGUUCUGGAAAUGCAAGGUCAGCAGUGUAAAGUAGAGCAAUACAUUCAGAAUGAAAUUCACUCUUUGUAAGUGAUCAAGGUCCCAAGGUAGUCUGGAGGUCUAUCAGGUUGUCCAAGGGAAUACGCAUUUGAUCCACGAGGUUUAAACCCUAGCCGCAUCCGUGCCCCUAGUCAAGAAAUUAAUCUACAUUUUCGUACUCGACCCAUUUUAGGUAAAUGAGUAUCUGAGAGGAAUGACUAUUAUUAUUGUUAUUAUUGUUAUCAUUAUUAUAAUAAUAAUCACUAUUAACAUCAUUAGCAUUACUAUUAAUGAUUGCAACCAGUAGAUUACAUGCCGGGCUAAAGCCAAUGUGAUAAUAUUCAAAGUCCUUCAAUUAGAAGCAUAAAGAGGUGUCAGAUAAGUAUGCUAUAUAUACUAGUAUACAAGAACAGAUAAUUAUCAUUCUUAUUGACCGUCUCUAAAUUUCGAAUUAUAUAGCCCUCUGUUUAUUUGCCACUAAAUCUUUGUUUAUAAUACUCAUGAUAUCGGGACUUUGAACAUCCUUGUCUCGAUCGUUAUUCGCAAGU